Brassica oleracea var. oleracea is the source of this 600-nucleotide messenger RNA. RefSeq lists its product as uncharacterized. The record is from RefSeq and is a predicted model, not a curated record. The transcript has a single exon. NCBI's taxonomy places the organism in Eukaryota, Viridiplantae, Streptophyta, Magnoliopsida, Brassicales, Brassicaceae. Bases 1 to 600 code for a protein of 199 amino acids.
AUGGAGGGCAUGAUGAUCCUUACCCACGAGUGCAGUGCCAUUAUCCAGAGGUUAGAUGUUCCAAGGAAGCUAGUGGAUCCAGGAUGUUUCACCUUACCUUGUGCUCUAGGACCCAUGGUGUUUGAGCGGUGUAUGUUCGAUCUUAGAGCUAGUGUUAGCUUGAUGCCUUUGUCUAUUGCAAAGAAGCUCGAAUUUACUCAAUACAAGAUGUGUAAACUCUCUUUGGUGUUGGCUGAUAGAUCAGUGAAGAUUCCUGUAGGUAUUUUAGAAGACCUCCCCUUGAUGGUUGGUAACUUUGAGAUCCCUACUGAUUUUGUUGUGUUGGAGAUGGGGGAGGAAGCCCAAGACCCUUUGAUCCUUGGAAGACCAUUCUUAGCCACAACAGGAGCUAUUGUGAAUGUUAAACAAGGAAAGAUUGAUCUACAUCUUGGACAAGAGAACAUCCUCCACUUUGACAUCAAUGAAGUGAUGAAGAAGCCAACCAUACAGAACCAAGUUUUCUACAUUGAUGAAAUGGAUGCUCUAGCUGAUGAGCUUCUAGAGGAGUUGGCACUUAAAGACUCUCUACAGCAUGCCUUAACAAUUGAGAGAGAAGUCUAA